GAAGGAGAUGACGCUUGAAGCUCAGGCGGCGUUGAAUCUGGACCUGAGGCACGUCAUGUUCAUGCAAAACGCCGCUGAACCCGUCCGCUCCAGCACCGGCCGCGAUUUUACCGAGGCCUUUGCUGCGGUGGGUUUGCCAGCUCACUUCCUCAACGCGGCCUACGGCUUGGCCGAACACACAGUCGGCUGCUCCUCGUUCAGCCCCAACCCAGAAGGAAGGAACUUGGCUUUGAUUCCAGACGAACGGCUUGAGGCUUCUGGAAACAUGGAGUUCUCGUGCAAAUUGGGCCAUGUGAAAAUCGUCGACCCCGAAACCAGUCGUGAGAUGCCAGCCGGGGAAACAGGGGAGAUGUGGGUAUCCUCGGCGUCUGUUGCUGCGGGUUACUGGGGAAAGCCCGAGCUCACCAACGAGACCUUUCAUGCUCGAAUUAAGUGCGACAAGCAAGAUGGGACGUCUCCGCCCCUGUGGGCUGAUUUCGAGUGGCUUCGCACCGGAGAUCUCUGCCGCGUCGACGCCGACGGGAUCCUUUAUGUUAAAGGCCGCAUCAAGGACCUGAUCAUCGUCGCCGGUCGCAACAUCUAUCCCCAGGACAUCGAGUUUUCCGCCCAAGAAGCGUCACCACUCGUGCGGCCUGGGUGUGUCGCCGCCUUCUCAGAGGAGGAACUAGGCGGCAGUCUGCAGAUCGUGCUGGAAAUUCGCAAGACGGCCAAGGGGAACUCCGUUGCGAUCCGCGAAGCACUCGAGGCCGUUCGCGCUAAUGUCAUUAAAGAAGCUGGACUUUGCCCCUCGACCGUGGUUGCGAUAAGGCAGAGGUGCAUCCCCAAAACUACCUCGGGUAAGAUUCAAAGGCGGAAAACACGGGCCUUGUUGCAGAGCGGAGGGCUUGACGUGGUGCAGGAGCUCUCCAAAGACUCUGGCCCACAUCUGUUGCAGGCAACACGAGCUGUUGCUCCUGCUCUCGCGCACGACCCAGACAGCCCGGAGACAAUACCACCCCCGGCGAAGGCAGGAACCCCAGUGGACCGGACAUUGGACCUCUCAAAGACAGCUCGGACCUCAGCAGAUUCAGAGGAUUCCCUCUCGGAGGAGUGCAAUGGGGGAAGUGUGGCACACCGAGCGAACUUCCCACUCCAGGCCGAAGAAGUUCUUGGCAUCAUCGAGGCCGUGACCGGUAUGGAAGGCCUCAGGUUGUCUGACGACCUUUUGAACCUGGGAGUGGAUUCCCUGUCGGCAGUUGGUAUCAGCUCGAAACUGUCCGAGGCAUCCGGGUUGGAAAUACCGCCGGAGCUGGUCUUCACGCACCCUAACGCUGGUCUCAUUGCUGAGUACGUACGCUCUCAAGGCGGGAGUCUGGAACGGAUUGACCAGGCCAAGGUCGUCCAGGGUUUACCGAGGGAGCUUGACCAGGGCACUCACGCAUCCAGCGCAAUGUCUGCCGACGGGUUCGAUAGCUGGAAUUGUCCGGGGGGGUCUCACUCCAAGAAACAGGCCGAAGCGUGGACGAUGGGUCCCAUGAGGGGGUGGGCUUUCCGACUGUCACAGGCAGUAAAGACGUGGCUUAGUGUAGAGGACGACCCAGAGGUGUUGGAGGAAGAAAUAGCAAUGGAACUGCAGGCUGUAGACGAGCAACUGGCCGGCGUAACCCUCGAUGACGAUGUACCCAGCGAAGAGGAAGACGACGACGGCACGGUCCGAACCCCUGGACUCCUGGUAGCACUAGCACCGAUAAUCUGGUUCGCCUCGUUUACGGUGAUGGUCAUCGUGGCAAAGUGGCUGGUGCUGGGCAGGCAGGCCCAAGGGUGCAUACCGCUAGGCACGCACGUCUAUCUUUCCUGGUGGUACACUAACACCAUGCUCAGCGUGUGGGAGACGACCGGUGGGAGGUGGCUGCUCGACACGAAGCUGGCCAUUCUCUUCUACAGGAUGAUGGGUGCCAAGGUGGCGUGGAGCGCUAGUGUGAAGGGAUUCCUUCGCGAGUUCGAUUCGAUACACAUCCGUGAGGGAGCUGAGGUGGCGGGCGAGCUCUACGCCCGCCGUUUCGAAGCGUCGUACAUGCUUGUCAUGCCUAUUGUGAUCGGCGAAGGAGCCACAGUUGCGAGUGGGGCCGUCGUGUACGGAGGAACGAAUGUCGGCGAAUACUGUGUCGUAUCGCCACUCACCGUCAUCCCUCCGUCCUCCAAGCUGGCGCUUGCCAAACAAGGAUCAAUUGUCUUCACCCUCGCGGCAGUGGUGUCGAUGACCUACGCACCAACCAUCCUGCACGAGUCCAUGGGGAUUUCGGAUGCCUUCCGAUACUCUUCUCUGGUCAGCAUCAUACUUGAAAUUUUCGGAGUAGGGACGCAGCUCGCGCUUCUCACGAUUCUUCUCAAGUGGGCUCUCGCAGGCCGCGCGGAGGGGAUCUACCAGCCAACCGCCUUCCGCACCUGGCGCCGCUGGUACCUUGGCCGUCUCCACACUUUCGUACAGGCCUACUUCCUGGUAUUCAAUCGGUUUCGUAGAUACGACUGGUGGGGCGCGGCGCUCGGCAUGAGCGUGGGCACAGGAUCGGUGAUUCUGCUGGCGUACAACCCAGAAGAUGCGCACUUGUACAAGGUCGGUGGUCAUGCCCACCUCGCCAACCCUACCCUCUCGGCCGACCGUGCAACCGGGAUCGGCUCCGAACGCGAGAAAAAAGCCAUAUCGAUCGGGUCACGGGCGAUGAUUGGAGAAGGAUCCUACCUAGGCGCGGGAUCUACGGUUGGUAGCAGCUCUCUGCUUGGUGGCUACGCGCUGGUGAGGCCCGGCGAGAAACUCGCCGACGGAAAGGCGACAAUGUGUGACAUCCACAGCGCUUAUCAGCUUGGUGCUUUGGCGCCCUCUUCACCCCGAACGGACUCCCUUGCGGAAAACUUUGUCGACGCCGCGUGCAGCCUCGGAGCCUGGCUUCUCAACGCCUUGGCGUUGGUGACAACAUUGGAGGCAACCAAGUUUUGCGCCGAGUUUAGCCCCAGACAUUCUACUGUUUCUACCGUUGUACUGUCAAUGUUUGCCAUCAUGGCAUGGGCGCUCAGCACGGCCGUGCUACUCGCGUUGUUCCGAUGGACAAUUGGAGGCAACUUGCACGUGGUACCUUCUACAGGUGUGUAUGGAGGUUUGAUAAAGUUGGCAGCGGCGGUGGAUGGGCCUGGAUCCAAUCGCGACGUCGAAACCGGUUUGCGGAUGCCGGGCCGGAAGAAAGCGAGCAUAACACUAGGGGGGUGUCAGGUUAUGCGAUGGCGUUGGAUGAGACGCGUUCUUUGCUUUUCGUUGUUCGAGCCGUUCGUCCUCGAGCCCUUGCUCAAGGGAACGUGGCUCCUCAAUGCCUGGCUCAGGCUAAUGGGGGCCGACGUGUCGAUGGGCGCCAUCAUUUUGGGCAGGGUAUCGGACUACGGCGGUGUUACGGUUUGCGAUGGAGCGGUCGUGGCCGGCGUGGUCUACGGCCACGUGGCGACCUUUGUCGACGGAAAGUGGACAAUGACAGUUGGCCCUUCUACUGUAGGUGUGUGA
Molecule: messenger RNA, 3526 nt
Organism: Ectocarpus sp. CCAP 1310/34
Lineage: Eukaryota; Phaeophyceae; Ectocarpales; Ectocarpaceae
Source: the annotation of a GenBank genome assembly